Messenger RNA from Haliotis rufescens (red abalone), 1167 nucleotides. RefSeq lists its product as uncharacterized. Lineage: Eukaryota; Metazoa; Mollusca; Gastropoda; Lepetellida; Haliotidae. The coding region runs from base 64 to 894 and encodes 276 amino acids. The transcript is spliced from 3 exons. The record is from RefSeq and is a predicted model, not a curated record.
GAUCGUAUUUCAAGAAGCUGAAUAUAUAGACCAUUUCCCAUGUAGAUUGGGCUAGUUUCAGUGAUGCCUCACUGGGGGGAAAAGUGUCGCACAUACCGCCUAGGUGUUGUCUGCACCAGCCUUGGAUUUCUCGGAUACAUCCUCGCAUUCAGUCUCCCCACCUGGAGCCACGUUUUUGUACCUGCUGGCGAUAUAGACACUGUAGAGUACGAUCAAGGGGAGUAUGUGAAUGGUGGCCUAUGGCUUCACUCGUGUGAAGGGUGGUCCAGCUGCCGACCGUUUAACGUUACACAACAGACGGUCUUGUUUCACUCGGCACGAUCUCUGGCCAGCGCGGCUCUCCUUUUGGCUGUCAUAUCACUGGUUCUUAUACCAUUAUAUAACUUCACCGGCUACUCCAGAUUCCUAAAGAAUGAAACUGAACUUGUGUCAGUAUUUCCACUCAUUUCAGGAUUAUUCGGAGCAGCAGCAUGUAUUGUAUACAUCUUCUGUCAAGAAAUCAAGUUUCUGUACUGGGGCGUGGGUGUAGGCUGUGCUGGAAGUGCCAUGGCUAUCUAUGGAGGGAUGUUUAUGUUGGCGGGACUCCGGAAUGACAAGCAGUGUCGAAGAACAAGAAGAACGAGAAGAAGAAGAAAUAACUCAACCGAUAAUUUUUCGGCAGUACACCAGUGUACUGCAAUGGACGAGAACAGCGUGGUAGCGCCCUUCACCUAUUUAAGACCUGCUGGGUCUCAGACCAGUGUGUUGGUGUCUCGCCCAGACCAGACACCUCAAUACGCCGUGCCCUAUCACCACAGUAAUACGUCCUCGGACCAGGAACCAUCUGUGCACGCCACUGCUCCACCACUCAUCGAUCAUGUGCCCCAAGCUUCACGAUUUGCUGACCAAUAUUAACGUUUGAACAUAAAAUAUGUAUCUAAUACUGGCAGAAUAAGACAUGAUUUACAAUGUACAAUGUGUCUUAGGACACUGCUGCCUGUCGUAGGAGGCGACUAACUCGGCCUGCUCUUGGUUGUAUGACAAGGGUGAUGACUGCAACCUUCCAAUGGCCAACAUUUCCUUUGUCAAGCAAUAUUCCGGCAGCUCUAGACUUUAGUGUUUACAUUUCACAACGUUUGAGGUACAACUGAGCAUGCUCUUUCUACCAAGACUUCUUAGAGCGUCAUA